Messenger RNA from Galendromus occidentalis (western predatory mite), 1004 nucleotides. RefSeq lists its product as uncharacterized. NCBI's taxonomy places the organism in Eukaryota, Metazoa, Arthropoda, Arachnida, Mesostigmata, Phytoseiidae. The transcript has 8 exons. The coding region runs from base 31 to 930 and encodes 299 amino acids. The record is from RefSeq and is a predicted model, not a curated record.
GCUUCGGAGCCACAGUCAGCCGCAAUCGAGAUGGCCCGGAGGAGACUAAUAAUCGCGCUGGUGAUACUCGCCCUAUCAAUUCAGGACUUCGCCGGAGCCGUUGAUACAGACCUGAUUGAUUUAUACGCGGCGCACAAUUUGCCGUACAGCUGCUUGCCUUACAUCACGAAGUCUCCGAUUCCUGCUUGCGAUUGUGUGUCAUGCACCAGAGAUCUUCCGAGCUUCAAGGACCGGAUGUGCAAGUUCUUCGAGGAAGCGCGAACAAAGGGGAAAGCGGACGCCCUCAACCAGGAUUUGGUGAAUGUUUGUACAUCAAUCAAGGUCUGCAAUAAUAUUCCGAAUCGAUGUUGCGACCCGAAGUCCGCGGAGCCGAAGGUGGGCAAGGGCUGCCCCUUGUGUCUUCCGAGCCUGAAGUCCGAGUUGGGCAAGAAGGGGCAUAACUCAGUUUGCCUCCUGGCUGAAUACGAAGCGACAAAACCUCCUGCCGCUAAUAGCACCGGAUGGAAAGACACCUUCGAAGUGUUUUCGAAGGCCAUGACCGAUGUUGGCCUCAGCAACCGAUGCUCCUCGUAUGCUUUGUACAAGACAGCAAAACUUUGCGACUGUGAGGACUGUCUUCAGAAUGAGAAUGAUCUCCGGGGGAAACUCUGCAAACUGGGAGAAAAAAUCCGAGCCGAUGAGAAGAUCAGGCGUCGCGGUUUCAUGCGCAAUGCCUACUUCCAGAAAUUCUGUGACCUGAAAGCGUGUCCGACGAUCCCGAAUAAAUGUUGCGCCAAUCCAUCCAGUCGGGAUGAAGAAAAUCCCGUCGAUCGGCAAGGUUGUCCGACAUGCAUCCCUACCACAGCGGUAUUUGGGUUCGGACCGAGAUGCCACGCAGCGAUUUCGAAACUACCUCAGCCGUCGAAACUCAAAGUAUUCCAGCUGCCCUGAGCGAUGCCGUUCCGGAAAUGAUUUCGGGUCAAGGAGACGAAGCUGCCGAACAAUUCUGGAAUAAAAAUUUCUCU